Molecule: messenger RNA, 1149 nt
Organism: Pleurotus ostreatus (oyster mushroom)
Lineage: Eukaryota; Fungi; Basidiomycota; Agaricomycetes; Agaricales; Pleurotaceae
Gene: RPB3
Product: 45 kDa subunit of RNA polymerase II
Exons: 7
Coding region: 1-1149 (382 amino acids)
Biological process (GO): DNA-templated transcription
Cellular component (GO): RNA polymerase II, core complex
Molecular function (GO): DNA binding; DNA-directed RNA polymerase activity; protein dimerization activity
Source: RefSeq, a predicted model, not a curated record
AUGGACGGGGCCGCCAUCGUGCGCAUUCGCGAACUCAAAAAGGACAGCGUCAACUUUGUCCUGGAAAAUGUCGACCUGGCGUUCGCCAACUCGCUGAGACGGGUGGUUAUGGCGGACAUCCCUUCAAUUGCCAUUGAUAUGGUCGAAAUUGACGCCAAUACGACUGUGUUGCCUGAUGAAUUCAUCGCCCACAGACUUGGAAUGGUGCCAUUGAUAAGUGCGAAUUGCGACGAUGCUAUGCGUUAUACAAGGGAUUGCACAUGUCCGGCAGGGUGCCCUAUAUGUUCAAUAUGGCUGCAAUUGUCCGUCACAUGUACCGACGACCGAACGAUCGACGUGACCAGCGAUAAUCUAGAAGUCGUUCCGGGUCCGUUUGGGAUGUCUAUGUCCAUGGAUGAUGCGCCAGAAGAACUUACCAAACGAGGCCCUUAUUUUGGACAUCCCGUUAAUGAACCAGGCGCACAGCCAGUGUUACUAUGCAAAAUUCGCAAAGGACAAGAGUUGAAACUGCGCUGCGUGGCUCGCAAGGGUAUCGCGAAAGAACACGCAAAAUGGUCCCCUUGUAGCGCCGUAUCUUUCGAGUAUGAUCCUCACAACAAGCUUCGACACACAACUCAUUGGUUCGAAGUCGAUGAGCGAGCGGAAUGGCCUCUCGGCCCAAAUGCUGAAGAGGAAGAGGCACCCAGGGAAGACCAGCCCUUCGACUUCAACGCUAAACCAAACAAAUUCUAUAUGGAAGUAGAGACCGAUGGGAGCUUGGGGGCUCAGGAAGUCAUAAUGAAGGGUCUUGCAGAGCUGCAAACAAAACUUGCUAAUUUGAUCCUAGGUAUCAAGCCUGACUUGGAUAUGAUAGCAGGAGGAGAUGGUCAGGCUGCAGGGGCAUGGGGAACUGACGGGGGGAAUUGGAAUGCCUCUGAACCGGCGGCAGGCGGAGCCUGGGGCGCUGCUACUGCACAAGAUGCUACAUCUCCUGCAUGGGCGAACACCGCUCCACCUUUCGGGGGUGGAAGUAGUAGGCGUGGAGCAGCUAGUCCUGGACGGGCCGCAUGGAGUUCUUCGCCCACUGGCGGUGGUGGAGGUGGUGGGUGGGGAGGUGCGCAAACGGGCUGGGGUAGUCCCAACCGAGAGACCAACGGGUGGGCGACGUGA